GCCGAGUAGAACCGAGCAGAACCGAGGCCCAGACCGUGACUUUGUUCCGAACCAAACCGAGUUUUAGCUCCGCGAGCAGAAAACGGUCACUUCCGCGUCUGGAGGCUUUUUGUUGUCGCAGAAACUUUUACCUGAGCGACAGUUUACCAGGUUCUGGUUCCACCUGCUGGUUCUACCUGGUUCUGGUCCUACCCGGUUCUGGUUCUGGUUCUCCUUGGUUCUGGUCCUACCUGGUUCUGGUCCUACCUGGUUCUGGUUCUGCUUCUCCUUGGUUCUGGUCCUACCUGGUUCUGGUUCUACCUGGUUCUGGUGUCUCUGUCCCCCUGUCCAGGUGUAUCUUCCGUUCAGCGGGCUCCGCCCCCUGAGACCCUCCACCGGAUAUACAGCUGUUGUUUCCUGUUUUUCCAGCGGUCCUUGAACGCAGCUCCGGCAGCGGCCCCGCCCUGUCCCGGUCUGCAUGCGCUGCACCGACACUCCCCGGUGUCUCCCCUGUUAGGUUUUCAUUCAAAUCAGUUUCAAUUCUCUCUCAAUUCUUCUUUCUGUCUCUGUUGACUCGGUCCGGUUCGGUUCGGUCCGGGUCAGAUGGCGGCUAACCGGGUGGGGCGGCGGGUGAACCGGGUGUGCGGCAGCCCCUCACCGAGCCGGGAUCCGGGUCAGAACCUGCAGCGGCGGCAGGCACGGGUCACCGUCAAAUACAACCGGACGGAGCUGCAGCGACGCCUGGACGUAGAGAGCUGGACGGACCGGGGACUGGAGCAGCUGUACCGGGGGAGGGAGGAGCAGAUGCCUGAAGAGCUGAACAUCGAUGAGCUGCUGGACCUGAAGACUGUGGAGGAGAGAACACACAGACUGCAGAACAUCCUUCAGUCAUGUCCCAGCAGCACUGAGGUGUUCAUCAGCGAGCUGCUGCUGAAGCUUCAGGGUUUACAGAAGCAGGAGGAUCUGCACAACGACGGCAUCGACCUGCCACAGCUACACAUCCUCUCCACCCGCUCCCAAUCCGCCCACAGGGAGGCACUGCAUUGAGAUACCGAGCGUCUCCCAACUGAUCCUAAGACCCACGGCACCCCCCCACCACUGGAGCAGGAGGAGCUGGUGUAUGAAACAAACACACUUUAACUUCUAUCCAACAUACCCAGAGUCACUCCACCCAAACACCCAGAGGAUCAGUACAGCAGCAUCGAUUACUACAGUCUGACAGUCUCUGAACAACAUCGAUUAGUACAGUCUGACAGCCUCUCGACAGCAUCAAUUAGUACAGUCUGACAGCCUCUCGACAGCAUCGAUUAGUACAGUCUGACAGCCUCUAAACAGCAUCGAUUAGUACAGUCUGAGAGCCUCUAAACAGCAUCGAUUAGUACAGUCUGACAGCCUCUAAACAGCAGCAUCGAUUAGUACAGUCUGAGAGCCUGCAGAUAGCAUCGAUUAGUACAGUUUGAGAGCCUCUAAACGGCAUCGAUUAGUAGUCUGAGAGAAUCUAAACAGCAGCAUCGAUUAAUACAGUCUGACAGCCUCUAAAAAGCAGUAUCGAUUAGUACAGCCUGACAGCCUCUAAACAGCAUCGAUUAGUAGUCUGAGAGAAUCUAAACAGCAGCAUCGAUUAGUACAGUCUGACAGCCUCUAAACAGCAGUAUCGAUUAGUACAGCCUGACAGCCUCUAAACAGCAUCGAUUAGUACAGUCUGAGAGGCUCUAAACAGCAUCGAUUAGUACAGUCUGAGAGGCUCUAAACAGCAUCGAUUAGUACAGUCUGAGAGCCUCUAAACAGCAGCAUCGAUUAGUACAGUCUGAUAGCCUCUCGACAGCAUCAAUUAGUACAGUCUGACAGCCUCUCGACAGCAUCGAUUAGUACAGUCUGACAGCCUCUAAACAGCAUCGAUUAGUACAGUCUGAGAGCCUCUAAACAGCAUUGAUUAGUACAGUCUGACAGCUUCUAAACAGCAGCAUCGAUUAGUACAGUCUGAGAGCCUCCAGAUAGCAUCGAUUAGUACAGUUUGAGAGCCUCUAAACGGCAUCGAUUAGUAGUCUGAGAGAAUCUAAACAGCAGCAUCGAUUAGUACAGUCUGACAGCCUCUAAACAGCAGUAUCGAUUAGUACAGCCUGACAGCCUCUAAACAGCAUCGAUUAGUAGUCUGAGAGAAUCUAAACAGCAGCAUCGAUUAGUACAGUCUGACAGCCACUAAACAGCAGUAUCGAUUAGUACAGCCUGACAGCCUCUAAACAGCAUCGAUUAGUACAGUCUGAGAGGCUCUAAACAGCAUCGAUUAGUACAGUCUGAGAGGCUCUAAACAGCAUCGAUUAGUACAGUCUGAGAGGCUCUAAACAGCAUCGAUUAGUACAGUCUGACAGCCUCUGAACAGCAUCGAUUAGUACAGUCUGACAGCCUCUGAACAGCAUCAAUUAGUACAGUCUGACAGCCUCUAAACAGCAUCGUUUAGUACAGUCUGACAGCCUCUGAACAGCAUCGAUUAGUACAGUCUGACAGCCUCUGAACAGCAUCGAUUAGUACAGUCUGACAGCCUCUAAACAGCAUCGAUUAGUACAGUCUGACAGCCUUUAAACAGCAGCAUCGAUUAGUACAGUCUGACAGCCUCUAAACAGCAUCGAUUAGUACAGUCUGACAGCCUUUAAACAGCAGCAUCGAUUAGUACAGUCUGACAGCCUUUAAACAGCAGCAUCGAUUAGUACAGUCUGACAGCCUCUGAACAGCAUCGAUUAGUACAGUCUGACAGCCUCUGAACAGCAUCGAUUAGUACAGUCUGACAGCCUCUGAACAGCAUCGAUUAGUACAGUCUGACAGCCUCUGAACAGCAUCGAUUAGUACAGUCUGAGAGCCUCUAAACAGCAUCGAUUAGUACAGUCUGACAGCCUCUGAACAGCAUCGAUUAGUACAGUCUGAGAGCCUCUGAACAGCAUCGAUUAGUACAGUCUGACAGCCUCUGAACAGCAUCGAUUAGUACAGUCUGACAGCCUCUGAACAGCAUCGAUUAGUACAGUCUGACAGCCUCUGAACAGCAUCGAUUAGUACAGUCUGACAGCCUCUGAACAGCAUCGAUUAGUACAGUCUGACAGCCUCUGAACAGCAGCUGGUCUUGACCUCUGUAGAAUUUAGACUUAAACUCCUCUUCUGAACAGAAACUCUCUUUCCGUCUGAUUGGAGGAUGAAACUGAAAGGAACCUGUUUUCCUGAACUCUGAUUUCCAGAUCUUCAGUCCUCAGAGACGGUUUUAGUUCUCAGCUGUUUCCUGCUCCUCCUGUUUCUAUGUCUGUCUGAAGUCUUUUGUUGUUUUUGUUUUUUAAAUUAUUUUAAUUAAACAUGUAAACGAUC
Messenger RNA from Amphiprion ocellaris (clown anemonefish), 3327 nucleotides. RefSeq names its product protein phosphatase 1 regulatory subunit 14A-like. The record is from RefSeq and is a predicted model, not a curated record. Gene Ontology annotation, biological process: regulation of phosphorylation. The transcript is spliced from 5 exons. Gene Ontology annotation, molecular function: protein serine/threonine phosphatase inhibitor activity. Gene Ontology annotation, cellular component: cytoplasm. Lineage: Eukaryota; Metazoa; Chordata; Actinopteri; Pomacentridae. The coding region runs from base 583 to 1026 and encodes 147 amino acids.